AUGCGCGAUGCCACAGCUAGUCCACUGCCUCAAAGCCGCAAUAAAACUCGUGGUGUCAACAACAGGGGUACCCACCAGCACGUGCUGAAAAACUACAUACGACCGCACCCGGGAACCCCUCCGCAAACAAGCACCCGCACCUCCCAACCCGGUCAAAGCGACACAGAGAAAAACCUCGUGCCUGGCCAAGACAGCGUCCGCCCCCGCAUGGCCCCCUGGAGCCCCGCUGAGUCGCGUGAGGCCAGUGAUGGACUAGUUGUUUUCAAAGCGCUCCGGCACAACGACCUGAUGGAGCGACACGUUCAUUUUUAA
This is a messenger RNA of Knipowitschia caucasica, 312 nucleotides long. The record is from the annotation of a GenBank genome assembly. NCBI's taxonomy places the organism in Eukaryota, Metazoa, Chordata, Actinopteri, Gobiiformes, Gobiidae.